CCGGGGCGCCGCCAGCUGAUUGCGCAGGAGCUCAUCGCACCGAUCGUGCAAUUGGCGGACGAUCUCUCGCCCGACAUCCAUUCACAGAGUGACGACAGUCCUGCUCCGUACAUUUUCGAGCGAUCAUUGGAUCCGUACCWUCAGUGGACUGCGUGCUUGGAGGAACCUAGGGACGAGGAUACGCUACCAUCGCGGCAGGAGUAUCUGAAGCCAUACGAUAUCAUCCCUCGCGCCUUCUACUCGAGGGCAGAGGAAGUGGUGAUCGACGACGAUGACGAAGAGGACGAAGACGAGGAAACAUCGGAGGAGGGAAGCUAUAGUGAACAUAGCGAGGGCGAGCUGAGCGAAGGAGAAGAGGAAGAAGAAGAAACUGGUUCUGAGUGGGAAGCCUUGCCGGAGGAAGCGACGCGCACAGGAACGGAGGCGGAAGAUCCAGAAGUGGCGUGAAGGCGCGAAGAAAUUGCCACCGGGAAGCGCCAGCUGGAGUUCGCCAACGAAGCGA
Molecule: messenger RNA, 502 nt
Organism: Chara braunii
Lineage: Eukaryota; Viridiplantae; Streptophyta; Charophyceae; Charales; Characeae
Source: the annotation of a GenBank genome assembly